GAAGGUAACAGUGUGCAGAAAGAAUCUCCUCAGGGGAAGCAAAGCGACUUAAACCGCCGGAUCCGACACCUGGAGCUUGCCAUGGAAAAUUGCACCCGCUGGCUCCAAAAGAUUGAGGUCUUUGUAAAGGACAGUCUGACAAAAGACACAACACACCUGCAGAAUAUUGCUCUACAUAAUGAAAUGACAACCAUGCUGGAUCUUGGCACCAAGCUACUUUCCCAGUCCACCCAACACAUCAGGAGACUAACAGACACAGAGACACAGGUUUUCAGACAGACUUCUAGACUUGAGAUUCAAUCACUGGAAAACGCUCUGUCCUCCAACAAACUUGAGAACAAACUCCUCUGGCAAACCAGUGAGAUCAACCAACUUUGGGACAAAACAGGUACUCUAGAGCAGCGUAUUCUUAACAUGGAGGCACGUCACCAUGCAGAACUGGGUUGGAUAAAGGGUGAGCAGACAGAGCUUCAGAGACUCCUGGCGUCCCAGAGCUCUUCAAUACAGAGCUUGGAGCUCAAUCUAGAGCAGGUCGUCACAUACAACAGCGCCCUCCACCGAGAGCAACUACAAAUGCAUAGUACCAUCAAUGAUCUGUUGAAACUGUUCUCCAAGAACGAAGUCAGUUCAAAUGCUUUCAAACAAAUGGAUGAUGUGAUAAAGUACAGAGACUGUGCCGAACUCUUCAGGGCUGGAUUUAACAGGAGUGGAAUUUACACCAUCUACAUCGGCAUGCAAGACAUGCAUAAGGUUUAUUGCAACAUGGAUAGUGCUGGUGGGGGCUGGACCAUCAUACAAUCGAGGAAAGAUGGAACGCUGGACUUCCACAGAACCUGGGAAGAAUAUAAGAUGGGCUUUGGGAGUCUGACUGGAGAACAUUGGUUGGGAAAUGAGUUGGUGUACCAGUUGACCAAUCAGAGGCAGUACACUCUUAGACUGGAGUUGACAGACUGGGAUGGGAAACUGGCCUUCUCCCAGUUAUUCCUGAAGAGCUACAGUGGUACAGCUGGCAGGUAUAGCAGUUUGGUGAUAAAUGGGGCAGACUUUAGCACAAAAGACAUGGAUAACGACAACUGCAUCUGCAAGUGUGCACUCAUGCUCACAGGCGGCUGGUGGUUUGAUGCCUGUGGCCCAUCAAACCUCAACGGUGUGUACUACACCUCUGGGCAAAAUUCUGGCAAAGUUGAUGGCAUCAAGUGGCACUACUUUAAAGGCCCCAACUACUCUUUACGUGCCACCACCAUGAUGAUUCGCCCAUUGAAUUUUUGAGAAAUCAAUCCUUUGUUAUCGUUAAAUCUCAGAUUUCUUCACGUAUUUCAGUAGAUGAGCUUAUAUGCUGUGAAACCGGUUAAAUUUUUUAACCACAUCUGUGUGAGAAGUAAAAUGUCAAACUCUUAUUUGUUUAGUGCUUUUCCUCAUUUUUUACAUUGUGUUCUUUAUAUGUCUAUUGCUUACUGGAACUCUCCACAGAUGACUUGACAUACCAGUGUCAUCAACUUUCAGUAAAUGUAUUCAUUGGUUUCUAAAGUACAUUUUGUUGUUUUUGUAUCCACAAUCAGAAAAGAAGCAUAAACUCAAGCAUUAUUUAAAGAAAAACAAUAAAUGGAAAAUGCAUGAUAAAAAUUGUUUAUGCAUGACUAUUUAUAAAUAUGAUAAAUAUUGUUUUUGGAAUCAUUUCUGAGGUUGAAUUGUAUAGCCUUGAUGGGAUUUGUCAUAUAUACAAUUUUGCACAAUCUUUUUACAUGUUUAUAAAAUAAAAUCGUAUAUUUUGUGUAUAUGGAUGCGCAUGUGGGGAAAACAAUUGAUUUAUGAACAGUAAAUGUGUGGCGUUGCUAGAAGCAGAAUAUUACAGGAUGAUCUGUGUACAGUAAAAGUUGCUGCAAACUGUUGCGAAAGAUCUGAUGUAUCAUUUGUAUCUUCUAAUUCCAAACAUUGCAAAUAUUCUUUGAA
This is a messenger RNA of Pimephales promelas (fathead minnow), 1950 nucleotides long. The record is from RefSeq and is a predicted model, not a curated record. Lineage: Eukaryota; Metazoa; Chordata; Actinopteri; Cypriniformes; Leuciscidae.